Molecule: messenger RNA, 3937 nt
Organism: Magallana angulata
Lineage: Eukaryota; Metazoa; Mollusca; Bivalvia; Ostreida; Ostreidae
Product: lachesin-like
Exons: 8
Coding region: 71-1258 (395 amino acids)
Cellular component (GO): neuron projection
Source: RefSeq, a predicted model, not a curated record
GUGUCAUUAAUACCUCAGGAAUUCCCGUCACACCUGUGUCACGUGACUCACUCUUACCUGCGAUUUUAAAAUGGUGGACGUUUGUUUGAAUUUCCGGACAAGCUCAAAGAUGUUUACGAUUACGUUUAUAAUUCUUGUUGGAAUGUCGUCAAUAUUUGUUGAAGCCCAGCGACCAGACAUUGUGGAUGAAAUUUUACCAGAGGUAAAACAGAAGAACCAGAUAGGUUAUUUGAACUGCACAGUGGUCAACAAAGGUUCCGAGUCGGUGGUGCAAUGGUCCAAAGUGGAAACAGUAAAUGGUGGAAAUCCUAUUUUGCUCAGUGAAGAUGACAAAAUUGUGUAUCAAGGUAAUACUGGGAUAAAUGAGGAUUCGGGGCUGCGUAAAUAUGAUAUGCAGAGUCGUAUAAAUGGACGGAGAGUCACGUACAUGUUGGUGAUUCGAUAUUUAGCAGAGGAGGAUGCUGGCGAUUAUUUGUGCACGAUUAGAAUUCAAGGAGUACAGUGGCCGGAAUGGCCAAAGAAGAUCGGAAAAUUAACAGUACAAAUUGCUCCUCAGAUCCAGCCCAGUAUCAACUCCAUUUAUGAAAAAGACAUAGGAUCUUCUCUUCAGCUGACAUGCGAGUCCCACGGCAACCCCUACCCAAACAUAACCUGGAAGAGAGAAGACGGUCAGGAACUACCCAUGGGAGGAUUCCAGUCAAGGGGAGCAACAUUAAAUCUGACUGAUAUUCAGAGAAAUGACAGAGGGAACUACAUCUGUGUAGCUGACAAUAAUGUGAAACCCCCAGACAGCUUCAAAGUGGAGGUCAUCGUCUUUUUUCAGCCCUCAUGUAGGCCUGUGCAAUCAACAGUGGGUCAGGCUCAGAACAGAAGGUUUAAUGCCAAACUGGAGUGUAUUGUUGCAGGUUAUCCUCAGCCAAGUAUGAAAUGGAUGAAAGAAACAGAGAAUGGAAAACUCAUUGAAAUAGAUGACGACGACAAAUAUGACAUCACCAAGCAGUUUAGCAGUCAGCUACAGAAUGAUGAGUUUUGGUACACACUCUUGGUGAAGAACGUUCAGGCCAAAGACUACACAAACUACCAUUGUGUGGGUACCAAUAAAUAUGGUGACGGAGAAACAACCAUUGCCUUAUUUGAAACAAUGGAGUGCCAGGGAUCUAACUGCCCUAGCCCGGGCGGAGCGGGGGUGGGGACACAGAUACAAGCCUCCGUGUUCACUGUGCUCCUGUUUGGACUAGCCUCUCUGCUUGUACUGUGAAUGCAGUAUAGGUGAAAGAGAAAAACUGUGAGCAUGCAAGAACAAGGUUUUUAUCCUCAAGAACUAUUGAAAAUACUGUGUUCUUCAUGAAUUUUUUUUUAAACUGUGAAAUCAUGAAAGAUGAUCACGCAAUCAUUCUGAAUAAGCAAAAGCUGAUACACGAGAUUUUCAGGAUAUUGAUUCUAUUUCUGUCUAAGAAAUUUGACAAAAGAUUUAUCACAAACCAUAUAACAGAGAGUGUCUUAUCAACAGUUUGAAGAAAAAUCUUGAACAGGAAAUGGAUAUGGCAAUACUAUUUUGAGACAGUAUAUGCAUUCAGUGUGAUUGAUUUGUAAACUUAUGUAUAUAAAUGUUAAAUUUAGUUGUGAGUUUUGUAAAAUAUACAUUGUAUUAUAGAAUGUGAUCCCUAACUGUCAUUAUAUUUGAUAUAUAAUGUCAAACUUCAAGUGCCACAAUAUUUAUAGCCUUCUUUUAUUUUAUUUUUAUUUUUACCCUUUGUUGUAGAAAGAAUCAUAGAUAUCAAAUCUACCAUCAAAAGCUCAGAAGAUAAUAUAUCUUUUGUUCAGGUGAACACUGCAAGAAUUUAUAUAAACAGUUACUCAAUGUCAAUAAGAGUUAAUACAAGAGGACAGCUAUAUUCGUUACCAUCAAAAGCUCAAAAGAUAAUAUAUCUUUUGUUCAGGUGAACACUGCAAGAAUUUAUAUAAACAGUUACUUAAUGUCAAUAAGAGUUAAUACAAGAGGACAGCUAUAUUCCUUACCAUCAAAAGCUCAAAAGAUAUAAUAUAUCUUUUGUUCAGGUGAACACUGCAAGAAUUUAUAUAAACAAUUACUCAAUGUCAAUAAGAGUUGAUACAAGAGGACAGCUAUAUUCCUUACCAUCAAAAGCUCAAAAGAUAAUAUAUCUUUUGUUCAGGUGAACACUGCAAGAAUUUAUAUAAACAAUUACUCAAUGUCAAUAAGAGUUAAUACAAGACAGCUAUAUUCUUUCCUAUGCUCAUUUCAGUCUUUUCUUUUUACGAUGUGGACAGUACUGUAUAUCUACUGGUACUUAUUACAAUGAUUAGAAAUCCUGAGAUUUUGUCAUAAUUGAAUGUAGUUGAUUGUAUACAAUGUACUGUGUUUGCCAUGAUAAUGUACGUACAUUAAGUUAUAUAUAUACAAAAAAUAUCAAUGAUUUAGAGCUAAUUGAAUUAUACUUACAAACAUGAAAAUCGUCCUAGUCAUGAUUGAAUAACAAAUACUAGUAAUGGGCAAUGAUUAAAAUUUUAAUCAAAGCUAGUAUAUCGACCUGCACUGAAGCAGGUCUACGUGUGUACCAAUUAAAUGAAUAAUUCAAGAUCAAUGUGAGUAAUCUACCAAUAUAUUUUUAGGCAUUUGUCAACAACUUUGAAAAUACACUUGCACAUUGUAUACAUAUAAUUCAACUUUAAUGUACAAUAUCUUUCAUUUUUUUUCCAGUCUGUCUAAGAAUGUAUAUCAUCAAUAGCUUUAUGAAUUGUGUCAUAUUGUCUGUUCCAACUCUUUGGUUAUAUGUGAGGAGGCAUUUCAAGUGUCUGUAUGUAUGCGAGUGUUGUUUUAGUUCAUUUACUAUGCGGCAGUAGUAUAUGAAAAUGGGGUCUCAUUAUCUGCAUGCAUGAGGUGAGAGUACAGCUUGUGAAAAUGAUCUGGGCAUUGAUAUAUGAUUUUAAUAUUUUUGUUGAUUUAUGCAAUGUGAUCCCACUACAAUAUGCCAAAUACCGGUAGUUAUUUUGGUUUUUUAGCCGGGCUCUGCUAAUACCAAAUACCAAAUAGUUACACAAAGAGCCACGUUUUGUCAAAAGUGUUGGCAUUUUGCUUCUUUUUUUUUAAAUUUCGAAUGUAUUGUCCAAUUUUUUUAGUUUUCUUAUUAAUAACGUGUUUUUAAAACAUGCAUUUCUAUGCAUUUUGUACACAUACAAUGCGCAUGAAUUUCCAUGAACUACUUUGCUGCGCGAUGAAGAAAUGGGGAUUGAAUAUAUAAUGCUUGUUGCAAAAUUCAAGGCAGCAGCUGUUGAACUUUUUAACUUCUACUAGACAGACAUAGUUUUUGUUUAUAGCCCGCCGCUUACAAAAUUUGGUCGCUCUCUGACGCUUUGCCGACAUUAAAAGCAAGAGAGAGAGAGAGAGAGAGAGAGAGAGAGAGAGAGAGAGAGAGAGAGAGAGAGAGAGGUUUUCAGUCUUUACUACACAAUAUGCAUAAAGACACACCAAAAGAGCCCGGCUUUCAGUACUUCAGUACUUUGAUUUAUAUACCGGUAGUUAAAUUUUUUAAUGUGGUUUUUGGAUUUCUUGUUUAAACCAUUUGUAAAUUAUAAAUGGCAGAAGUGCAUGUGAAGUGCUAACUAAAUUAUAUAUGCUGGCAUAUCUAUAGAACGUCUUCCAAAAGUGUGAAUAAUGAAAAAAGAACUCUGGGAAUCAAGAAGGACAUAGUGAAUUUCAUGGAUCACCAGAUGUGUUAUUUAGUGUGAUCUUUAUAUCUUUAAUGUGACCCCGUCUCCCACUUUUUAAACUUUGUUUUUUUUUCACUUAUGUUUCGAUCUUUUGAUUUAUUCAUGUUUUCCCCAUCUCAUCGCCUUAAAUUACUUGUAUAUAUACAAUAUACAUGCAAUAAUAAGCAAAACGAGGGAUUUACAACUAUCUCUCAGAAAGAUUUUUUUU